GAGGGAAUCCCUUGCCUUGAAGAGCCUUUAUAUAAUACAUCAUAGCUAUGGAAGCAGAGUACAGUUGUUUGCGUGAUAAAUUUUUAUGUGCCACUCAAUCAUACAUUGAUGAUAAAAUAUUGAAUGAACUUAAAAAAUAUUAUGAACAUUGUAUAAACUCAAAACGCAAAUUAAGCCAGAUUAGUAAUUUGAGGGCAUUAUUGAAAAUAUUAGAGAAACGAGAUGCACUUAGUUAUAGUAAUGUGGAACCACUUGUUUACAUUUCAAAUCAUUUUUUAAAUGACCCUCUUCUACAGACUAAAAUAGAAGAUUAUAAAUUCCGACUUCAAAAUUCAUAUUACCCAUUACUUUGUAAUAUGUAUCAACACACAAAUGAAGCAAAAAAUGAAGAUACAAAAGAAUUGUUAAAUGAAACUGAAAAUUGUACAUUGGAAUCAAAAGAGCAAUCUGUUGAAUCUGAAUGUAAAUUGGCAUCACAAAAAUAUGUAACAAAUUCUAAAAUUUAUUCUAAUCAAGAAACAAUGCUACAACAUACAGUGUUAUUAAAAAUCAGUGAGAGAAUUGGACGUUCUUGGAGAGAUACUGUUAGGUAUUUAGGUAUUCCCGAAUCCCAAAUUGAUAUUAUUCAAACUAAAUAUCCAAUUGAUAUGAAAGAACAAAGUUACGAAGCUUUAAAACUGUGUUUAUCCCAGUAUACUACUGACAAUUGGAAAUUAAAUUUAUUACAUGCUUUAGAGCACGCUAGACGCAGAGAUCUUAAAGAACUUGCUGAAAAAUUAAUAAUGUGCUCAAAAAUUGAAUAAUUUGCUGGCAAAAUAAUAUAACCUCUG
This is a messenger RNA of Colletes gigas, 830 nucleotides long. It is a transcript of the gene Fadd, whose product is annotated as fas-associated death domain protein. NCBI's taxonomy places the organism in Eukaryota, Metazoa, Arthropoda, Insecta, Hymenoptera, Colletidae. The record is from RefSeq and is a predicted model, not a curated record. Bases 48 to 803 code for a protein of 251 amino acids. Gene Ontology annotation, molecular function: protein binding. Gene Ontology annotation, biological process: signal transduction. The transcript is spliced from 4 exons.